AAUCUGUUUAAAGAAGAGAGCGAUGUGAUGCAAGUGGUGACAGAGUUAGAAGAACUCGUGGUGGAACACGACGUGACCUUUUUGCUAUUGGAUAGCAGGGAAGCGAGGUGGCUUCCCACACUUCUGGCGGCUCUUCAUGGAAAGCUGGCCAUAAGUGUGGCGCUUGGCUUUGAUUCGUUUGUGGUGAUUCGUCACGGUGUUUCUGGUGGCAGAGUGGCUGAAGACUGCAAUGAUUCUAGACUCGUACCUGGUUCACAGCUGGGCUGCUACUUCUGCAGUGAUGUUACUGCGCCUGGAAAUUCAACAGCCGAGAGGACCUUGGAUCAGCGGUGUACUGUGAGUCGCGCGGGUGUAUCUUCUGCCGCAUCGGGGACUGCUGUGGAAUUAUUAGCAGCAAUUGUCCAACAUCCCCUAAUGGGAAGUUCACCCGCAUGUCUUGUUGGAAAUGAUGAAUCGACAACAGUACUGGGUGCAACGCCGCAUCAGAUCAGAUCUUUUUUUUCACGAUUUACGCAGAUGACUCCAACCGUAAAACGCUUUGAGCGUUGCGUUGCAUGUGGAGCCGCUGUUCAGGAAGCAUACAAGCAGGAGGGUGCCCGAUUCUUGUUCAAAGUUUUUAGCAGCCCUGAAUGUUUAGAGCGGAUCACCGGGCUCGACCAGCUGCAGUUUACUGCGGAUCACACGGAUCUCUGGGAAUAUGGUGACAGUGAAAGUGUCUCAUCGAGCUAA
Messenger RNA from Gongylonema pulchrum, 729 nucleotides. The record is from the annotation of a GenBank genome assembly. Lineage: Eukaryota; Metazoa; Nematoda; Chromadorea; Rhabditida; Gongylonematidae.